UCGCCAUAUCGUUAUACAGUUAUGUUUACACUCGCUUCAUAUUGGCGAGAAUCAUUCAAGAUCGUUCUUCCGCUGCAGACGAUGAAGCGUACGAAGGCGCAGAAGGCAGGUCCUUCCAAAAGGGCAGCAAAAAGCGAGAAGGCCAGCUCCAAGCCCAAAAGUGACCAGGAAAGCAGUGAUGAGGAGGCCUCCACAUCGAAGGCUUCGUUGGUUUCUAAGCCGGAUUACCAAAACUUCGAGCAGUUUCUCACCCACUUGGAACACCAGCGAGUCUGCACGGCAGCCAGCAUACAGGAAUUCUCUUUUCGGAAAAAACGAGUGCGCGUCCUGUCCAAAACCGAAGAUGUAAAGGAAUCCAGCCUAGGCGGCGUCGUCUACUGGAUGUCCCGCGACGGGCGCGUCCAGGACAACUGGGCCCUGCUCUUUGCGCAGCGUCUGGCUCUCAAGUUGGAAAUACCCUUAACCGUGGUAUUUUGCCUAGUUCCCAAAUUCCUAAAUGCCACUAUCAGGCACUACAAAUUCAUGAUGGGCGGCCUGCAGGAGGUGGAGCAGCAGUGUCGCGCCCUGGAUAUACCGUUCCACCUGCUGAUGGGCCCCGCUGCGGAAAAGUUACCACAAUUUGUAAAAUCCAAUGACAUCGGAGCCGUAGUCUGCGACUUUGCUCCGCUGCGUUUGCCCCGCCAAUGGGUCGACGACGUGGGCAAGGCACUGCCCAAGAGCGUGCCGUUGGUGCAAGUCGAUGCUCACAAUGUAGUCCCGUUGUGGGUGGCCUCCGACAAACAGGAGUACGCUGCUCGUACCAUCCGCAACAAGAUCAACUCCAAGCUAGGGGAGUACCUCAGCGAAUUCCCACCGGUUGUGCGGCAUCCUCAUGGAACUGGCUGCAAGAAUGUACAAGCCGUGGACUGGUCAGCUGCCUAUGCUUCACUGCAGUGCGACAUGGAAGUAGACGAGGUGCAGUGGGCCAAGCCAGGCUAUAAGGCGGCCUGCCAGCAGCUCUACGAGUUCUGCAGUCGUCGUUUGCGCCAUUUCAAUGACAAGCGAAACGAUCCCACGGCAGACGCCUUGUCCGGACUCUCGCCGUGGCUGCACUUUGGUCAUAUUUCGGCUCAGCGCUGUGCUCUGGAGGUGCAGCGGUUUCGAGGGCAACACAAAGCCUCGGCGGAUGCGUUUUGCGAGGAGGCCAUUGUGCGCCGCGAACUGGCGGAUAACUUUUGCUUCUACAACGAGCACUAUGAUAGUCUUAAAGGUCUAAGUUCUUGGGCAUAUCAAACGCUGGAUGCACAUCGAAAGGACAAGCGGGACCCCUGCUACAGCUUAGAGGAACUAGAGAAGUCUCUCACCUAUGACGACCUGUGGAACUCGGCGCAACUGCAGCUGGUGCGCGAGGGAAAAAUGCACGGCUUUUUGCGCAUGUACUGGGCCAAAAAGAUUCUGGAAUGGACUGCGACACCGGAGCAGGCGUUGGAGUACUCGAUCCUGCUGAACGACAAGUACAGUCUGGAUGGACGCGACCCCAACGGCUAUGUCGGCUGCAUGUGGUCCAUUGGCGGCGUCCAUGACAUGGGCUGGAAGGAGCGGGCUAUCUUCGGUAAGGUUCGGUACAUGAACUAUCAAGGAUGCCGUCGCAAAUUCGAUGUAAAUGCUUUUGUCAUGCGAUACGGCGGUAAGGUGCACAAGAAGAAAUAAAACGCUGUUGGAAUUUGCCUUUGUUUUGAAUGCAA
Drosophila mauritiana is the source of this 1724-nucleotide messenger RNA. It is a transcript of the gene phr, whose product is annotated as deoxyribodipyrimidine photo-lyase. The transcript is spliced from 3 exons. Gene Ontology annotation, biological process: photoreactive repair. Gene Ontology annotation, molecular function: deoxyribodipyrimidine photo-lyase activity. The coding region runs from base 22 to 1689 and encodes 555 amino acids. NCBI's taxonomy places the organism in Eukaryota, Metazoa, Arthropoda, Insecta, Diptera, Drosophilidae. The record is from RefSeq and is a predicted model, not a curated record.